AUGACUUGUAGACCGGUCUAUACACCAUACGUUCGUAAGGGAUUUGUGCAAUUUAUGGAAGAAACGAACGAGUUGUUGCAAUUUGUCAUUGAAUCAACGAAAAAUGAAAAAACGCCAGUGAAAUUGAGAGAAUUAUGCAGAGAAUUCAAAGAAACAAGUGGAAACCCGAAUUCAGCAUUAAGUCUGGUGAAGAGACUGCAAACUCUGAAAAUUCACGAAAUGAAUAAUUUGACAAUCGAUACGAAGGUUCGAUUGAUUUUCGCGAUGAGCAUACCAAUCGAUCCGGAUUUUUUCACUGAACUGCAAUACCAGGCGACUGUGAAGAUUGACAAUCAUCAGCGAAUUGUUGAAUAUGAAACAAUUGGAGGAGGUCUCAAGCUCAGUGGCAAGCAUUUCCCAACCUGUCCGGAAAUCGACAGAAAGAACCGAAUAAUGCUGAUGUUUCUCGCGAGAAAGACAGAAACUGUUGAUUAUCCACUCUCACCCACUAUAUUCAUGGAUGAAUUCGAAGCAAAAUUUUUAAAUCCUGAAAAAAGACGCACUGCGGUAAAACGAUAUAGAGAGUUGAAAAACAAAAUAUAUUGGGCGACUGAAUACGAUAAGGUUACGAGAAUGAAGAUGAUGUUCAUUUCUGGCGGAAAAGUUCCCGAAUGUUUCCUCAGAGAGCUUCGAGAAGAUGCAUUGGUAGAUGUUGACGAAGAAAAUCGAAUUAUUCUUUAUCAAUCAAUCGAUGGAAGUCUCAAUUUGCAAGGAGAUCACAGUCUAUCGAUAAAAAUGAUGAUGGUUGCAGAUCAUCGGAAAAGAUUACAUAUUGAGAAGCUUGAGUCCAAUAAAGAAUUGGUGGAAGUGAAGAAGAGAGAAACUGAGGAAGAAGAGACAAUUGUUGAUAUGCCUUCAAUGAAGAGAAAUGAGAGAUUAACGAAGUAUGAUGUUGAGUGGUGGCCAUCGAUGAGAACGACAGCUAUAACGAAGAAACGUAUCAAAGAAGAGCAUAAUUACGCAGCGUUCAAUAAUCAAUACAUCGACACCAUUCCUGUUCAAGAAUCCAUUCCGUCUAAUAAUAAUUCGGAUUUAAUUGACGAAGUUAAGAAUGAGAAUGAUUGA
Caenorhabditis remanei is the source of this 1104-nucleotide messenger RNA. RefSeq lists its product as uncharacterized. The coding region runs from base 1 to 1104 and encodes 367 amino acids. The record is from RefSeq and is a predicted model, not a curated record. The transcript is spliced from 7 exons. Lineage: Eukaryota; Metazoa; Nematoda; Chromadorea; Rhabditida; Rhabditidae.